Pangasianodon hypophthalmus (striped catfish) is the source of this 2455-nucleotide messenger RNA. RefSeq lists its product as uncharacterized. Bases 432 to 734 code for a protein of 100 amino acids. The transcript is spliced from 2 exons. The record is from RefSeq and is a predicted model, not a curated record. NCBI's taxonomy places the organism in Eukaryota, Metazoa, Chordata, Actinopteri, Siluriformes, Pangasiidae.
ACACACAGCUCUGCGGCUCUGCUUAGACACCCAGGGGUGGGGUUACAGACACACUCCUUUGAGCAGAAGGCGAUAUUCACUUAGACAGCGACCUCUACAAAACUCUGACUCUUCAGGUAUGCUGCAUUAAGCUUGAGGAACAGGAACAGCUCACAUUCUGCUCACUGGACAGUGAGAAACUCAACCUCAGGGAGGUGGAUAACACCUUUACCUCCAUUACUCUUUACUCUCUACAUAUAUACAUCAACACAUCAGCAGGUCUUCACAGAUAUCAAAUCACUCAGGAACAUCAUAAAGAUCAGCAUCAAUCAGUCCGACACCUGCAUGGCUAACUAACGGAGAGGUCUUCACUCUGACUAGAAAUUUCAGAAUUAGAACGUACCGUCCUUCAAGUGACUUUUUUUUUACAUCGUAACCCCAUUCUGAAAAUCAUGAAUCUCUCACUGGACAACCCUUACGGUGACGUCAGCAUUCCCCGAGCCAAGCUGCGCUCGUAUGACGACUCCAGCACGGUCAUCAUCAACCCCAUGACGCUGGAGAGCUCAUACAACGGGAACGCUUCCCAAAACCCGUAUGGCAGUUUCAAUGUCCAGGGAGGGGACGCUCCGUCCGGCGUGCCUGUCUACGGACAGGUUAAAGACAACAAGCUGAACGGCACCUACACCGUAAAGGAGGACGAGGAGCAGGUGAGCCGCUGCUACGCUUGUUGCUGCCGCUGUCGCAGGAAGAAGUGAGAGUCUUUGGAGGAAAUCAUGGACUUUGAUUUGCAUUCAAAAAAGUAAUGGAGUAUGAAUUGCCUUCUAAACUGGAGCUGCUAGUUGAAUUACUGACAAUCAAGAAUGUGCGUCUUCCCAAGACCCCACUGAAAAGUGGAUAUUUGAUAAAGACUGCAUUAGUAAUUAUAAAGAUGGUUUAGGGUUGCAAACAGAACAGUGUUAACGCUAUAUGAUGUAUAUUUGAGCUGAAAUUGGUCUUAGCAUUGAACUUCUCAGUGUGCCUGAUGCCUUUGCUCUGUACUGAAGAAGUAUGAUUGCAUCUCUACAGUAAUUUAUUUUCAUCCCCUCUUAGUAAGGUCAUUCUGCCUCUUUGAUCAGUCUCAACAUGCUUGAUUACGAGCAGUAUUGGAAUUCAUAGCCUUCGUUACGCUAUUCAGGUUUGUGCUCGGGGAUCCCUCAAGGCACGACUCUGAGACCACUCUUCUUGAUUUUUGGGACUCUGUGCUUCUUUGUAUACUGGAGGAGGAAUAAGACUAAGUUUCAGGUGAACCACACCAUGCUAGAGAGUGCAAAUUUUCACCCAGUCCCACCCACGUGCUGGGAUAAAUACUGGGAGAUCCAGCAAUGCAUUUCUGGUUCGGGAUAGUGAUCGGGAAUGCACACAACUCCUCGCUCCAUCCACUUGAAACUGGAAAUCAAAGAAAUGCUCAGAAUCUUGAAUAUUUAGGAUUCAAGAUUCAGCAUCAUUUCUACGUCACUAUUUAAAUUUAAGCAAAUUUGUGACAUUGAGCAUGAAAAAUCCUUUGUACAAAAGGUCAGAUUUUCCCUUCCCUUCAGUCUUAUCCCUUCCACAGAAGCACACGUUUAGGUGACACUGCAAUGGGUUUGAUGUAACGCAGAUCAUCAUGUUUUACGCAAAAGUGGGAAAUUCUGAAAUUCAUGCAAAUAUUUAUAAGAUUCUACUUUUGACUCAAAGUUGUUGCGGAAAAUAUUAUUUGAAAUGUAUAAAAUUAGAAAAGAAUGCAAAAAGGAAAACAUUUGCACUAGUGCUCUCAGACACUGUAUGUUAAUGUAAAACAUUGUUAAGGUCUCAUGUCAAGGAAGAAGGAUGGCAAAUAUUUUGAGUCGACUCGACGUUCACAGGAAAUAACAAAUAACAGAUGCAGUAGAGACAUCCUAGGAAUAAAUAUAUUUAUGUGAAAGCGACGAAACUAUUUUUUUUUUUCAUUCCUAUUGAAUGAACACCACCACUAUCAUCAAUUUUUCAGUUCCAGCCAUGUUUACGAUUUAGACAAUAUGUUGCUACGGAAGUAGGGGUAGUUUUUAAAUUCAACACCUAGUUACAACUGCUGGGAAAUCAUGCAUACACCUGCUUUCCACCUGCGUUAGUCUGCAGAGAAAGAAAAGCAACAUUAAAACAAGAGCUGUGGCCUCUCUUUUUUUUUUUAAUAGAUCGAAUGAAGGAUGUUCAGUGUAAAUGUGUUUAUAAUCAUGGGGGAGUGUCUUUACAAUUAAUUAUUAGCCUAUUACAUUAGUAGGCCAGCUAUGUUUGAAGCUACUAUCCCAAUUUUCUCCAAAAAUGCAUUUUUUUUUGUUGUGAUAUGAAGUUAGAUACACAUAUAAUUUGUGGAAUGUCUUAAAUAUGUAUUAAUAAGUAUAAAAUGACAACAUGUUACAUUUGAAAAUAUUUUUAAAACUGUGGAUCCACGUGUAUUAAAGGUACAACUGUUGAACCAGGA